AUGGACUACUUUAGCGUGGAUCUGUUUUAUAAUUUUGUUUUCGCCUUCCUGGCCUCGGUGUGCCGGGUGAUAGCGCUUAUAAUUUAUGAAAAUCAAAGCGAACCAUACAUGGAUGAAAUUUUUCAUGUGUCUCAAGCCCGUCAAUAUUGCAAUGGUAAUUUUUCCCAUUGGGAUCCAAUGAUCACGACAUUGCCAGGACUCUAUCUAGCCAGCAUAGGCUCUUUGAAGCCAAUUGAUGUUCUGUUCGAUGUAAAGACAUGUGGCAACUUGUACUGGCUGAGAUGUAUCAAUCUUAUUUUCUGCCUCGCAACCCUCUACAUUAUUUCUAUAAUUGUUGUUAAGUUGCAAAAACAAAAUGAGAUUAUAUCCAGUUGGCAUACAUCACUCCUUGCUCUAAACAUAACAACAUUUCCUGUUCUGUUUUUCUUCAAUUUUCUUUAUUACACAGAUGCUGGGUCAACAUUUUUUGUUUUGCUAUCAUAUUACUUUCACUUGAGCAAUGUUCACAGCCUGGCUGCUUGCAUGGGUGCUGUGUCCAUCAUCUUUCGACAAACGAAUGUAGUGUGGGUUGUAUUUUUAUUUUGGCUCACAUUAAUCCCCGUUCUAAACGGUCAAAGAAGAGUUAUAGGAAGGAACUUAAAUGGCAGCAAAUAUGAAUUAGAGUUUACAUCUGACCCUGUGAGUAAUAUCAAACUAAUUUUGAAGAAUAUCAUUCACACAAAUAUGAAGUUCAUGUUAGCACUAGUAGAAGAUUUUGUUGAUCAUCUUUUCCCCUACUGCAUAGUUAUUAUAGCAUUUUUAAUAUUUUUAUGGUUCAACAAUGGCAUUGUUGUAGGAGCUAAAUUAGACCAUGAAGCCUCUUUUCACUGUUCUCAACUGCUCUACUUUUUUGCCUUUUCAUUUUUCUUUUUUCUUCCACUGAUAUCUGUCUCAAAUACGUUAUCUGAUUUUCUAAAACACAUUAAAAAGAGGACAACGUUUAUAGUUGCGUCAGUGAUAGCUAUCACGACCAUCAUCCACUACACAACUAUGUCUCACAAAUAUUUGCUAGCAGAUAAUCGACACUACAUAUUCUAUAUUUGGAAAAAUGUCUUUCAAAAGCAUUGGUGCAUUAGGUAUUUGUUGGCUCCUGUUUACUUAUUUGCUAUGUACAGUCUUUGGCGCCUCUUCAAAUCUAUUAAUGUUUUAUGGAAGUUUGGUUUCAUUUGUUGUCUGGCAGCAGCCUUAGUUCCUGCUUCUCUGAUUGAAUUGAGGUAUUUCAUCAUUCCAUUUUUAUUUUUAAGACUCAAUGUACCUUAUUCCCAAAGUUAUUUCAAAAUUCUGGUUGAAUUCAUGUUUUACAAUGUUAUCAAUGCAUGCACUUUAACAAUAUUUGUUAAGAAAACCUUUAAAUGGCCAGACUCUGAUGAAAUUCAAAGGUUUAUGUUUUAA
Molecule: messenger RNA, 1431 nt
Organism: Helobdella robusta
Lineage: Eukaryota; Metazoa; Annelida; Clitellata; Rhynchobdellida; Glossiphoniidae
Exons: 3
Coding region: 1-1431 (476 amino acids)
Biological process (GO): dolichol-linked oligosaccharide biosynthetic process; protein N-linked glycosylation
Cellular component (GO): endoplasmic reticulum
Molecular function (GO): dolichyl pyrophosphate Glc2Man9GlcNAc2 alpha-1,2-glucosyltransferase activity
Source: RefSeq, a predicted model, not a curated record